AUGUUUGAUUUGAAGUCUUCGUCUACUUUCCUGGAACAGCCCGUGAAAGAUUUCUACGAUAAGAUUAUAAUACCAGCAGCGUAUGAGACGAUCUCUGAUCCUGUCCGACAAGAGAUUCCUCGAUCCUACGAUAUUGUCUACGCAAAGUCCCGUGCGUUCCAGGAGAAACCCGGUACCGGCCGUUGGCUUCCAGAAGAUGAGGGCCGCGUCUUUCAGCUCCGCUAUACACUUCCUGCUCAAGAGCUCCGUCUCUUCUGGAAAUCUGUUGUUGAAAAGGCAAACACUGUUGAUGUGGCCACUCAACGUGGUGAGAAAAUAGCAUAUUUCCAGAAUCCACAAUUGCUUUUUCAGGCACACGACCUGAAAAACACAAUUGCAAAGCCGAGCUUGGACGUCACUCUGUCUCUUUUCCGGGACACGAUUCUCGCUGCCCUCGACCCGGAUCACCUCGAUGUUCACUCUUGCUGGCUUGAUAUUGGGGCUCGUGACUAUGUAUCGAGUUCGUCAACUUCGACUCUUGCCGGGCUGAAACCGUAUACCCUUCUUUGGAAAAGCCAUUGUCUGGCUGGCCUCGAUAAGCAGCUGUCGUUGCUCUUGGCUGAGAGUUCAUUGGCACCUUCUCACUUUCGCUCAUUUCUACUGCGGGACGUAGGCACCUACGUCUCCAAGGCAAAAUCGAUGCGGGGCUUUAACCCCGGCCACCCAGACGCUCGUAGGCCUGCUAUCAUCCGCGCCAAGGCAUACAACUGCAACAAAGAACCGUUUUCAGUCAUGCACAGAGACUAUCGCCUCUUCGGCUCUGGAUUUCUUCCGCUGCUUGCUCUCGAUGAAGCAAUGAUCCGAGACCUUGCAGUCAACAAUCAGAACCAUCAGCGCGCCUCUAAUGGUGACCUCAACGGAGGUGCUGGUGAAACAUGCAACAGCGUGAUCAUUGAUUUGAGAAACUCUUGUGCCUCGCACUCAUAG
Molecule: messenger RNA, 966 nt
Organism: Metarhizium acridum CQMa 102
Lineage: Eukaryota; Fungi; Ascomycota; Sordariomycetes; Hypocreales; Clavicipitaceae
Source: RefSeq, a predicted model, not a curated record